UAAGUCCAAACAUUGCAUCGCCUAUUGAGCUCCACCUUAUAGGAGAGGUAGUGUGUGCCCGUCAGGCAAAUUGUCCUUUACAGUCUAGUUUCGUGCAUAGAAUCAUGACGGAUGGAGAGGUGGUUUCCUUAACCGCUAAACCCGAGUUAUUCGGGGAUAGCCUGCAAGACUACAGGAGGCUGACUCGUCUGUAUUGCAUGAAUGGCGGACACCACCUUCAGAUUCUCGCUGAUGGGACAGUCCAAGGCAAGAGGGAUGAGGAUGACGCCCAUACUGUUUUAAGGCUGAAAGCUGUGGACCAUGGGGUUGUAGUGAUCCAAGGAAUGGAGGCAGAGCGAUAUUUGGCCAUGAACAGUGAGGGGCGGUUGCAUAGUUCACCUACAGUAACUGACGAAUGUUACUUCCUGGAGAAGGUGGAGGAAAACCACUACAACACAUAUCAGGCUCAGAAGUAUGAGGAGAGGAGCUGGUAUGUGGCACUGAAAAAGAACGGAAACCCAAAACCGGGUCCAAAAACCCAUAUUGGACAGAAGGCCAUUUUCUUCCUGCCGCGUCGACUGGAUCACACCGUGGAGUGAUGGUGGUAAACGCACACUCCAUCUCAACACUAGCAACCAAGGAAUACAUUCAGGUGAUAGCUCAUCCAUAAUUCAUCGUCCUCUGUACCAUGUAAACCACAAGUAAAUCCUGAGUAACAGAUAUUGCCUUUAGUGCCUGGUUUGCAAUGCCUCAACUCAGAUGCAAGCAUCUACUGAUUAAUAAAAUCACCUUAAAUAGCCAUUCUAUUAUUAAUUAUGGUUUCUUGUGAAUACAAUGUAUGAUGUAGCAUUACUGUUCAAAUGUGACAUGCAUAUUUUACUGUAAUAUUUGUCCCCCCGCCCGCCAUAUACCCUGUAAUUCAAUGCAGAUGCAGGAUAUAUAAUUGCACAAAUGUGAAAUAAAUACAUCCAUACAGACUCAU
This is a messenger RNA of Lampris incognitus (smalleye Pacific opah), 961 nucleotides long. RefSeq names its product fibroblast growth factor 1a (gene fgf1a). Gene Ontology annotation, cellular component: cytoplasm. The coding region runs from base 105 to 578 and encodes 157 amino acids. NCBI's taxonomy places the organism in Eukaryota, Metazoa, Chordata, Actinopteri, Lampriformes, Lampridae. Gene Ontology annotation, molecular function: fibroblast growth factor receptor binding; growth factor activity. The transcript has 3 exons. Gene Ontology annotation, biological process: animal organ morphogenesis; positive regulation of protein phosphorylation; positive regulation of cell population proliferation. The record is from RefSeq and is a predicted model, not a curated record.